Cajanus cajan (pigeon pea) is the source of this 1698-nucleotide messenger RNA. RefSeq lists its product as uncharacterized. The record is from RefSeq and is a predicted model, not a curated record. Lineage: Eukaryota; Viridiplantae; Streptophyta; Magnoliopsida; Fabales; Fabaceae.
AUGGUGAGAGGCGGCAACCCAAACCACGACUCACAAAAUCCUACCAUGGAGGAGAUGAUGGCCUUGAUCAAUGGCUUAAGGGAGGAGAACGCACGAUCCAGGGAGAGAGAGGAGGCCAUUCAACGAGAGAAUGAAGAGAUCAGGAGGCGAGCGAAUGAGAUGCAGGCCAUGAUAGCAGCCAACGCCAGGACGGUGGAGGAAGAUGUCAUGAUGGAAGUCCCUAGGGAUUUUCGACCUUUCUCGGAAGCCAUAGAGGCCGAGACCAUCCCGAGGGAUCAUCGGAUUCCUCAAGUCGAGCCUUUCGAUGGAACUCAGGAUCCCAGCCAGCACUUGACGAAUUUCCGAGCUCAGAUGCUGAUUUGUGGAGCGAGUAUGGAAGCCCGUUGCAAGCUGUUCAUGGGCACGCUCAAGAAGGCAGCACUUGAUUGGUUUAGUGGUCUCCCUGACCGAUCAAUCACCAACUUCGAUGUCUUUAGUCGGCUCUUCAUGGCAAAGUUUGCCGCUAACAAGAAGAAACCAUCGAUCACGUCGGACUUGUUCGACCUCAAACAGCAACGCGAGGAGUCGCUGAAGGACUUCCUGCAAAGGUUCAACGAGGUCGCCUUGAGGAAAGCGUCGUUGGAUGAAAAGAUGGCAGUCAUCGCAUUCCAGAAGGGUCUAAGGUCUGGAGCUUUCGACAUCGCACUCGAGAGAGCAAAUUGUAAAACGAUGUCGGAAGUGAGGGCUUUCACCCUAAGUCACAUCAAGACGGAGGAAGGACAAAUUAACAAAAGAGCAGCGGAAAGCCGAGAAGCGGGGGGCAACAACAAGGAGGGCAAUAAGCACCUCCGACCGCGCUCAGAUUGGAGUAAGAGACGUGAUUGUUACAACAUUAAGGAGAGUAACUACCGACAGGCAGAUCACGGUGGUCGGGUAAGGGGCGAGUGGACACGAAGCAAUGAGGAAGAAAAGUUUACUCCACUCAACGUCCCUAGGAGGCAGAUACUUCAUGAUGUCAACAAUGCGUCGCUAUUUGAGUUCCCAGCAGCGACGGAGCGCCAAUUGGGUCCCUUCAAGACCGACUGGUGUGAGUUUCAUAGGACUCAUGGGCAUUCCACAGAAAAUUGUUUCGUCCUUAGAAGACAGAUCGAACGUUUGAUCAAGGAGGGACGCCUGAAAAAGUUUUUGGCAAGAAAACAGGAAGAAGGCUCAUCGGACAGGCGACACAGGCGUGCACAGGACGACACAAGGAGGGAUAGGCAUAGAGAGAGGACUCCCCCCAAGGACACCCCAACAAAGUCAUCGGAGGUCCAUCAGCAAGCAAUUCACGGGGAUUUCAACACAGUGGUAGGAGGAUUUGCGGGAGGAGGAGUCACCUCGGCUGCUCGGAAAAGGUACAUGCGCUCCUUCCUGUUAAUGUCGGAAAUCUGCCGACCUCCCCAACCCACGAUUUCCUUCUCGGACGCCGACUACGAAGGGGUAGCUCCUCACGAGGAUGAUCCUAUCAUUAUAUCGACGAUAGUGAUGGGCUAUAACGUGAAGCGCGUUCUGGUCGACCAGGGAAGCUCGACCGACAUCCUCUUUUGGGAAGCUUUCGUGGGAAUGAAGAUCCCCAACGACCGACUAGUACCUUACGCAGGGACCCUAGUAGGUUUUGUAGGAGAUCAGGUUAUGGCUAAGGGGUAUGCCGAUCUAGAAACGACCUUUGGUCAGCGCUAG